AUCGAUAUCAGUUCCAUGCGGAUACUGGGGCGGUCAGGUCGGAGAAUGGAUGAGAACUAAUGUGAUCGAUGUGGUCAAAGCGUACAAGCUAUUCUGUAUCGGACAAGGAGUGAUUGGAAAUAAAGACGACAAGGAGGAAGGUGUUGAAGGUGAGGAAAGUGUUGAAAGAGAAAAGGUGGGGCAGAAUGAAAAGGACGAGUGGGAUACGGAUAUGGAAAAAGCUUUAGAGGAGUGUGAAGAGUAUAAAUCUUAUAAUGAUAUUUUGAUCAUAGUGGGUCGGAAACCAAGAGAGGAUGAACUGGUGGACACAUUGAAAAACUUUAAAGUGGAUGAUUUUGAGUUAAAAAAGUUGAAAGUAGAGGAGCUUGAAGUGGGACACUCGGACGGUAAGAAUGAGGAUGCAGGGAAAGGGGAGUCAGCCGAAGAAUUAGAAAUUAGCGAUGAAGAUUUAAAAGAUAAAGAAGUGUCAUAG
Messenger RNA from Acaulospora morrowiae, 472 nucleotides. The record is from the annotation of a GenBank genome assembly. NCBI's taxonomy places the organism in Eukaryota, Fungi, Glomeromycota, Glomeromycetes, Diversisporales, Acaulosporaceae.